AUGGCAGCAGUAUUUGUACCCCCUUCGCACGAGAACCCCCUGAACAUGUCGACUCGUCGGCCACUUGCAAACGUGCCGAAUGCCACCAACUCCCCUCACAGGGUAGGCCUCGUGCCUGCCAAACGCCCCCGGGCAACGACUGCACAGAUCGAUAUCGCUUACGGCCAGCCACCUCCGAAGAAGCAGGUGGUGGAAGGAAAUGAGACGGAAAACCAGACCACUGUUCACACCAAGACCUCGACCCUCCGAGGCACGGAUUCGAAGCUGUUUACCCGUCGAACGAACAAUGCCCAACCAAGUGCUUUCGAGAGGAGGCUCGUAGAUGCUAGGGACAAGGAACGACAGCCUCAGUCGAAAACAACAAAACAGGAGAAACCGUCCACAGAGAACAUUUCGAUCAAACAAUGGCAACGGCACUACCGGAAGGCGUUCCCCCACUUUGUCUUUUACUUCGACUGCGUCCCGAUUGAUGUUCGCAGUAAAUGUUCAAGGCAGGUCAUGGCAUUGGGAGCGCGCGAAGAAAAAUUCUUCUCGCGUUUAGUAACCCACGUUGUUACCUCCCGCCCUAUACCACCAGAGAUUGACAGACGCGCACCAGCAGAGCCUGCCCAGGAUGCCCCACAGGAUUCUCCCGGCGAUGUCCAGACGGUGAACCCGGCCGAACUCGAAAUGCACCUACAUCUGGCAGUGUGUCCAAAACGCGAGCCGAGCCAGGACGUUUUGCAUCGGGCACGUGAAAUGGGAAUGAAGAUAUGGGCCGUGGAAAAGCUGCAACGAAUGAUCGCCACUAUCAAUGACGCUGACAUCGCGAACUCGAAUCCCACCCGAAACGCCACUGGGGCCCAGAGCAAAUCUAGGGGAAAGGACGAUCUCUCGCAGGUGCUUCAAAAUGAACUCAACGGCCCCUCUGAUCGCAGCCAUUUGUCCGUGCUCAAGGACCUGGUACUGUUCAAGGGGCCCUUCAUAUAUGUGCACGAUAUGGAUGAGAAGACACGGCCCGUUAUGGUUCGGGAAUACCCAAAAGUUGCGAAACGGCAGGAUGGCAUCUGGCCUCAAUUUCGAAGUGCUCCAUUGGGAAAAUGUCCGUUCAUUGAGGAUGCCCCUACCAAACGCGAGGUAGAACGACAACGACCUCGCCAAGAGAAGGAAGAGAAAGAAAAGAAGACCUUCAUCAAACCUACGGUACCUCUAUUUGGAAAGGGGGUCGAGAUCACGCAUCAGCCUCAACAGUUGCCUGCGAAGAAGGAGACAAGUCCCGCUGAAGAUGAUGAGCCACCUGCGCCACCUGUUAAGCUUGAAGAUUCCCCUGACAUCUCUCAAGAAGUUCCGCUAUCUCCAAAGAAGAGCUCAGAAAGCUUUGUUCCACCUCCACUCCACCGCAAGGGUCCAUUCUACCAUGGCCGGGAGCCUGCUGCUUCCGGCGUACAGCCUUCAAAUAUUACCUCUGCCAUCCGCUCCCAAAUGGUGUCCUCCACAGCGGCCGCACCCGGCGCAAAGGCUGGCUUGAGUAAGGAGGUUCAUGAGUUGAAGCGCAAAGUACUGGAGAAGAGCAACGGUGGAUUCUCGGCUGCCGUGGCACAUGCAUACCGCCCACUAGAUGCACCCACAACAGCGAAUACGGAGAAGAGCUACACCAGUCGGAUGAGCAAAUCGUCACGUCCCGAUAAGCUUGGGCACAUCGAGGAGGAAACCACACAAUCAGAAAGUAACGACACAAAACAUUGGACGAAACCCCGUAAAGGCGCCGAGAUAAGGAAGAAGGAACGACGGAGAGAUCCGAAACCAGGAUACUGCGAGAACUGUAGGGACAAGUUCGAUGAUUUUGACGAGCACGUAAUGACAAGGAAACACCGCAAAUUUGCAGCUAACGGGGCGAACUGGGCCGAAUUGGACUCAUUGCUGCUGCAGCUGGCACGACCAGAAAAGGCAGAACGAACUGCCUAA
Molecule: messenger RNA, 1944 nt
Organism: Aspergillus calidoustus
Lineage: Eukaryota; Fungi; Ascomycota; Eurotiomycetes; Eurotiales; Aspergillaceae
Source: the annotation of a GenBank genome assembly